Messenger RNA from Vidua chalybeata, 4867 nucleotides. It is a transcript of the gene GRIP1, whose product is annotated as glutamate receptor interacting protein 1. The transcript is spliced from 25 exons. Gene Ontology annotation, molecular function: nuclear glucocorticoid receptor binding. The record is from RefSeq and is a predicted model, not a curated record. NCBI's taxonomy places the organism in Eukaryota, Metazoa, Chordata, Aves, Passeriformes, Viduidae. Bases 89 to 3520 code for a protein of 1143 amino acids. Gene Ontology annotation, biological process: neurotransmitter receptor transport, endosome to postsynaptic membrane.
CCCUUGAGCGCGGGUCGCCGCCGCCUCGCCCUGCCAUGAGCCGUCCCCCGUCGCCGCCGCAGCAGCGCUGAGCGGGGAGCGCGGAGCCAUGCCGGGCUGGAAGAAGAACAUCCCCAUCUGCCUGCAAGCCGAGUCGGAGCGAGAUGAGAGUCCUUAUACAAAAUCUGCAAACCAGGCAAAGGCACCUGAUGGAGCACUGUCUGUGAGGAGACAGAGUAUUCCAGAGGAAUUCAAGGGCUCAACAAUAGUUGAAUUAAUGAAAAAAGAAGGCACCACCCUAGGGCUCACAGUAUCGGGUGGUAUCGACAAGGAUGGGAAACCAAGAGUAUCUAACCUUCGUCAAGGAGGAAUCGCUGCUAGGAGUGACCAGCUGGAUAUAGGGGACUACAUAAAAUCUGUGAAUGGAAUCAACCUGACCAAAUUUCGCCAUGAUGAGAUCAUCAGCCUGCUCAAGAAUGUUGGUGAAAGGGUUGUGUUAGAAGUGGAGUAUGAGCUGCCUCCAGUCUCUGUACAAGGAUCAGGUCUCAUCUUUAGAACUGUGGAAGUUACUUUACAUAAAGAGGGGAACACUUUUGGAUUUGUAAUAAGAGGUGGAGCACAUGAUGACAGAAAUAAAUCUCGUCCUGUAGUAGUAACAUGUGUCAGACCUGGAGGGCCUGCUGACAGAGAGGGCACAAUCAAACCUGGGGACAGGCUGCUGAGUGUUGAUGGGAUCCGACUGCUGGGAACAACACAUGCUGAAGCCAUGAGUAUUCUCAAACAGUGCGGGCAGGAGGCGACUCUGCUGGUUGAAUACGAUGUCUCAGUGAUGGAUUCAGUAGCAACAGCUUCUGGGCCACUGCUAGUUGAAGUUGCCAAAACUCCUGGUGCUGCUCUUGGGGUUGCACUAACUACCUCGAUGUGCUGCAACAAACAGGUCAUUGUCAUAGACAAAAUCAAAUCUGCAAGUAUUGCAGACAGAUGUGGUGCAUUACAUGUAGGAGACCAUAUUCUGUCCAUUGAUGGCACCAGCAUGGAGUACUGUACGCUGGCGGAAGCAACGCAGUUUUUGGCUAAUGCAGCAGAUAAUGUCAAACUGGAGAUCCUUCCCCACCACCAGACACGGCUAGCGCUGAAAGGCCCAGAGCACGCAGCUCUGGUGUCUUCAUCCUUCUCUCCUACCUCCAUGAGUGCAUACAGCCUGAGUUCCCUGAACAUGGGGACCUUGCCUCGCAGCCUCUACUCCACCAGCCCACGUGGGACAAUGAUGAGGCGGAGGAUGAAAAAGAAGGACUUCAAAAGCUCCUUGUCUUUAGCCUCUAGCACUGUUGGUUUGGCUGGGCAGGUCGUCCACACAGAAACCACAGAAGUAGUGCUGACAGCUGACCCCAUAGUGGGGUUUGGGAUACAGCUCCAGGGUAGCGUGUUCGCUACUGAGACCUUGUCCUCUCCACCUCUCAUUUCCUAUAUUGAGGCUGACAGUCCGGCGGAAAGGUGUGGGGUGCUGCAAAUAGGAGACAGAAUAGUGUCAAUAAAUGGUAUCCCAACAGAAGACAGCACAUUUGAUGAGGCCAAUCAACUGCUCAGAGAUUCCUCUAUCACCAACAAGGUCACUUUGGAAAUAGAAUUUGAUGUUGCAGAAUCAGUUAUACCAAGCAGUGGAACAUUUCAUGUGAAACUACCAAAGAAGCAUAAUGUGGAACUUGGCAUCACCAUAAGUUCUCCAUCAAGUAGAAAACCAGGGGACCCUCUGGUUAUUUCUGAUAUCAAGAAAGGAAGUGUUGCUCACAGAACCGGGACACUCGAACUGGGUGAUAAGUUGCUGGCAAUAGAUAAUAUUCGACUUGACAACUGCUCAAUGGAAGAUGCUGUCCAGAUCCUUCAGCACUGUGAGGACCUUGUAAAGUUAAAGAUCCGCAAAGACGAAGAUAAUUCCGAUGAACAGGAGAGCUCUGGAGCAAUUAUUUAUACUGUUGAGCUCAAGCGCUAUGGUGGGCCUCUUGGAAUUACAAUCUCUGGUACUGAAGAGCCCUUUGAUCCCAUAAUCAUUUCCAGCCUUACGAAAGGAGGAUUAGCUGAAAGGACUGGGGCAAUUCACAUAGGAGACAGAAUCCUAGCAAUAAAUAGUAGCAGUCUGAAAGGAAAACCUUUGAGUGAAGCCAUUCAUUUGUUACAGAUGGCAGGAGAAACUGUCACCUUAAAAAUCAAGAAGCAAACAGAUGCUACCAGUCCCAAGAAAUUUUCUGUGCCUGUGGGUCACGUGAGUGAGCUGAGCGAUGCUGAAGAUGAAAGUUCUACUGCACAGAAAUCUGGCAAGCUCUCGGACAUCUAUUCCACUACUGUCCCAAGUGUCGACAGCGCAGUAGAGUCAUGGGAUGGUUCCGGUAUUGAUACCAGCUUUGGAAAUCAAGGACACACCUAUCAGGCUUCAGGAUACAACUUCAAUGCCUAUGACUGGAGGAGCCCCAAGCAGGGCAGUUUGUCCCCUCCAGGCAAAGCACGGAACCACCCAUUUCAUGAUCCAGGGCUGAGUGACGACGAGUGGGAUCGACCUGCAGCCAGCAUCACAGCUUCCAAGAAUAUGUGGCAACAGAAGGAGACUGAGACAUUGGGAGAUAAUCAAGAAAACCAUUUAAAGCAAACAUCUGUAGAAAGAUCAGGUGGAGAGAGCAUCAGGAGCGUGAAGAAAGAGGGAAAGAUGUGGAAAGGUGCCUCUGGAGGGCAAAGGAAAGGUGGGGGACAGCUGGAAGAGUGGAAUACUUCCAGCUUCACAGGUACCCAUGAUAACACCGAGGCUGACCAGGAGGAAAAUUUCUGGUCUCAGGCUCUGGAGGAUUUAGAGACCUGUGGCCAGUCAGGAAUUCUGAGGGAACUAGAGGACAAGGCUGACAGGCGUCUGUGUUUGAGAAACAUGACUCUCUUGGCCACAAUCAUGUCAGGAAGUACAAUGAGUUUGAAUCAUGAGAACCCACAACCUCGUAACCAGCUGGGAAGACAAGCCAGCUUCCAGGAAAGAAGUUCUGUAAGGCCACAUUACAGUCAAGCUACUCGUAGCAACACAUUGCCAUCAGAUGUGGGGAGAAAGUCCAUGGUUCUGAGAAAAUUUAAGCAAGAAAUGAAAGAAAUAAUGUCACCAACUCCUGUGGAGUUACACAAGGUAACUUUAUACAAAGACUCUGAUGGAGAGGACUUUGGGUUCAGUGUCUCAGAUGGUUUAUUGGAAAAAGGAGUGUAUGUUAAAAACAUUCGACCAGCAGGCCCUGGUGAUCUGGGAGGUUUAAAACCAUAUGACAGACUUCUGCAGGUAAACCACGUUCGCACCAGAGACUUUGACUGCUGUUUGGUUGUGCCCCUCAUCGCAGAAUCUGGCAAUAAGCUGGAACUGGUCAUUAGCAGAAACCCACUGGCAUCUCAGAAAGGAAGCUCAGAACAACACACUUCAGGGAGUGGGGAGUGGAGCGACCCGAAUGCUGCCUUCCUUCAGCAGAGCGGACACACCAAUGUUAUCACGGAGACACGGGAUCCUACAAAUACCUUAUAGCAGAAACCACUGGAGCAGGACAUUCGGUAACAAAAGACAAUUAUGGUGCUAAAUCCAUUCAAGAUUUCUCUGAGAUUGAGGCUCAGAUGCUGUACAGCACUGAAAAGCACAGGAGGUCAGUUGGUCUGUCUCAAGGCUUCUAUUAAUCCACAGUUACUUUGGAAGUAGUUUCAUUCUUCAUUAAGUCAUUUUCCAUUCUAAACAAUCUAGGAUUAGUUACAAAAAAAUACAUAAGGGCCUUUUUUUUCCCCAAAUAAGAAACUGGGGAGAUGUUUUAAACAUGAUCUAAAUGUUCUUCUCCCUUCAGCAACAGCAGCUGUUUGAGGGAAAAACAUGGAGUUAACCUCUGCUAACAAACAGUAGUGUCCAGGUUAUGCUGUUUUUAAAAAUCCUUUUAUGAGGAAGGUGCUGCUGUGUGAUGGACAAGGCAGAGUGGUUUCCUGCACUGGGUUUUCCUGGGAAAUGGCUACAUCUCUGAUUUUGGAAACCUUUAUUCGCUGGCGAGAAGGGUACACACAUUACACAAAGCAGAGUUUAGAUGCUAUAACAAAAUGCUUGCAGGAAGCUGCAGUUCGCAUUGAACAUUGCUCACCACUUCAGCAAACUUUGCUAGACCAUAUGUUAUUCCCUAUGCAAUGAAAUAUUUAAUGCUAUGUCCUGCAAUCUGUGGGGAUUUUUAAGCAGAGACUUUUUUUUUAGUGGGAUAAAACCUCUGACAAGGAAUUACUGAAAAGAGCGAAACUGAAAUGAGUUCAGACAAAUUAGAAACGUCUUUUUAAAAGAAAAUGGCUUUUUUAAAAUAUGUCAGUGGAGAUUGAUACAAAAGCUCUUUAAUGAUCCAUAAACCUGUAAACUUGUAGUCACACAUGAGCUUUUUAAGUCAAUCAGUUUCUUGAAGGAAGAAAGGUCCUAUUUAAUAUGCUUUGUUUUCAGCCUUCUUUACAAUAAACAUUACCCCCUGCAACAAAUUUUUAGAAUAUAAAAUUGUAAAUAUAUUUUGCAAACACAUCACACAAAUUGUCUCCUCUCCCCUCUCCCCCCAAGCAAUAAAAUACUGCCAGUUGCUUUACAUGCUCACCAGCAGCUGCAGUGGUUUAUUCUGGUAUUCAAGUUGUUAUUAGUAAUUAUUCUUAUUGGUGAAUAUAAAGAUACUGGAUUUGUACAUUUGUAGAGUCACCAUAUCUAAGCAAUCACCUUACAGAGUUGUUUCUGGUCUAUUUAAACUGUUUAAUGUAUCCCUCUUGCUGUUUCCAAUACAUAAACAAGCUCACUUGUCCUGCACACACAAAGUAUCUCUGAUUUCUAUUUCAGCACUGCCAGAAAAGGUCAGAAUGACAUUACAGGCUG